Messenger RNA from Strongylus vulgaris, 309 nucleotides. Lineage: Eukaryota; Metazoa; Nematoda; Chromadorea; Rhabditida; Strongylidae. The record is from the annotation of a GenBank genome assembly.
AUGUACGCACGCUACAUGGAGAUCUUUUCGGAAAUUAGAAGCAUUACCGAGCCCAAGAAUGGGGCUGCGCGUGAGAAAUGGAGCAGGAUAGCUUUGAAAAGUGUCAGGGAAAUGGCUGCUAAAGGAGCAAAUGCGCUGGAGGCGAACGACUCUGAGGACUACCUCGACUACACUGAUACAGUGACAAGCAUUGCGAGGGAACAGAUCCAUGAGCUUGAUGCGACGGAAAAAGUAUCUGUUACGAAUAUUUGGUUGGUCCGCAGUAGUCGAAAAAAGCCGAAAUCAGGCAGCGACUUAUUGCAGUACUAG